Symbiodinium sp. CCMP2592 is the source of this 1362-nucleotide messenger RNA. NCBI's taxonomy places the organism in Eukaryota, Dinophyceae, Suessiales, Symbiodiniaceae. The record is from the annotation of a GenBank genome assembly.
AUGCCCUUCCGGGAACUUGCUAUGACUGGGUGGUCCUCCGGCAAUGCAUUAUCUCACCACGAGCCCACAGUGACUGCUGCUGGAACUGCGGCUUUGCCAGCACUGGACAAGACAGCCUUUGAGAUUUGUGGACGCGGAGCUCAAGAGGCUUGCCCAAUGGAGAUGGUGGCUUCUUUGGCGGGCUCACUCAAGGAGUUGGGCGCUGUGCCUUCCGAGUACAUGGAUUGCGCGGCAGCCGCCAUUCAAAAGGCUGCCAAAGACGUUGAUGGAGACAGGAUGCAAACGGCGUUCGAGCCGGAUGCCACAAUCAGCGAUGCCGGCCCUUCUGUGUUGGAGGUUGGGAAAGAUCUCGUUGUCUUGUGGAAGCCAAGUGGAUGGGUGGUAAAUGUCAGAAGACAGGCUUCAGCAGGCUUUGCUGAAGAAGACAUGCUGGGGGAGGAGCCAGGCGACCAGGCGCUGCUUUUGGCUCCCUGGCUCGCGCAGAACCUGGGCCCCAGGUCGCCCAUAUCUGCGGAUCCGGAUGCCCAACAUGGCAUCCUGCAUCGCUUGGAUGCCGAGACAUCGGGACCCUUGGUGUGCGCAACCAGCUACACUGGCUAUGCCCUGGCUAUGCUGCAGUUUGGUUCCCGAAAUGUCAUCAAGGAGUACCUCUGCCUUUGUCACGGCUGGCUUUCUCCGCAGGUCAAGAUGACGGAGCAGCCUUUGCAGUAUGGUGAGCGUCAAGCUGCUGAUUUGGAAGGCCAACCUACAGCAAGGUUGCGAGCGGCAAAAACCGAGAUCUUGUCCGUUGCCCACUUCACAGCGGAAACUGCGGUCAGCUUGGUUGCAGUCCGCCUGCAUACUGGGAGGCGAAACCAGAUUCGGGCCCAUCUUCUCUACCAGGGGCAUCCUCUCGUAGGCGAUAAAAUCUACGGAGAUGGAGCGAAGGGCUGGUGUCGUCGGCUGUUUUUGCACAGCUAUCGGCUGCGCCUGGACAUCGGCCAUGGGCCCUUAGAAGCUCGCUGCGCGCUUCCGGGCGACCUUCGGGCGACACUGUCGCACCUGGCUCCUCGGGAUGAGCACGCCCGCCAUUCGCAGGAACACUGGCUUCAGUUUGCAUCAAAAUGCUCCGAGCUCGUGCUUGCCAAGGCCAAGGCCCAACACUGGGAUACCAAAAAAGAAUCUUAUUGCCAAGAAAGAACGAGCAUUAGGCAUCAUUUCACACCUAACACACUCCGCUGUCUACAUGCUGACUUCAUACCAUAUCCGGGUCCAUUGUCGAACCACAGAGUUUUGAGACAAAUGAUUUUGAUAUGCCUGGAUCAUUUGCGCCCUCAGUAUUCCAAUAUCCCACAAUCUCGGUCUUUUGAUUUUUCUCGAUAA